AUGGAUUUCGAUUUGGAGUACAUAUACGAGCACUAUGUUGAGUCGUCCGACGGCUCGUCGGAUGAGGAGUACUCCGAUGGGAUGGUGAUGAUGCAGACGGUCCUUGAAGACGCUGACCAUGCAAAGGAAUAUGUUCUCAAUUUCAAGCGCUCGAUCAAGGGUCAUCGAGUGGUCAAUCGCAACAGGGCCUGCGGCCAUUUGACACUGAUGGCCGACUACUUUGCCCCGGAUGCACUCUUUGCUGACCACUUUUGCCGGCAUUUUCAGAUACACAAGACUGUCUUCGAUCGUUUGUACCAUGGUGUCCGGUCCUAUGAUGAUUACUUCAUCCUGAAGAAGGACGCAGUGGGAGCGAUUGGCUUCUCUGGUUGGCAGAAGUGCACGGCCACACUCCGGAUGCUCACAUAUGGCACGACCACUCAUUCGUGGGAUGAAUACUUACGGAUGUCUGAUAGCACAUGCGGAGAUGCGAUGGUCAGGUUUGCAACUGCUGUGUCAAGGUGUUCGGACCUCGGUACCUAA
Molecule: messenger RNA, 522 nt
Organism: Aegilops tauschii subsp. strangulata
Lineage: Eukaryota; Viridiplantae; Streptophyta; Magnoliopsida; Poales; Poaceae
Source: RefSeq, a predicted model, not a curated record